AUGUACACUGGUGGUCACGCUCAGAUGUCUUCCAACAACUACUCUUCUCAGCCCGCCAACGGCCUUCCCAUGGCCCCUGCUGGCCUCUCCUCGCGCCGUGGCAGUCAAAAUAUCAAACCUCUCUCUUUUGAUGCAGUCAGCCACCACACUCCUCAUGACAAUGGCGCCCCAACUCCCCGAACCAGCAGAUCUCAUCUUCUUGCUGGUCUACGCACUGCCCCCAAGUCUGCCACUGCCACUUCUUUUGGACCUGCCUCGCCCACCGCGCAGCAAUUUACUAGAAACAGCAUGACUGCCAAUCUGCACGGCUACGCCCACGACAACUAUUACAACGCUCCCAAGACGGCCUAUCCUCAGUAUGCCUCGCAGCAUCAGCAGCAGCAUCAACAGCAGCAGCAGCAACCCGCCUACCAGUCCGCCAUGAACCAGCAGUACACUGUCGAGCAGGUACUGGCCCCUCCCGAACUGUCCAUGGAGGAGCAAGUUCAGGAUCCAAACCUGUACGCUCAGCUGGUCGCCACCAACAUGUAUCUCGCCCAGCGCCAGCAGCUUCUGCAACAGCAGCUUAGAAACGUGCAGGCUGCCGCCGCUCAACAUGCUGCUCAGCACCAGUUUCAGAACCUCAGCAUCAACAGCCCUCAGCAGCACUUGCCUUCAUUUGAGCAACAACAGCAACUCCAGCAGCAGCAGCUCCAGGCUGCCGUGACCCAUGGUCAGCAAAUCUACUUCAACCAUGCCACCGGCCAGUACUUUGUCGAUACCAGCGCCGCUGCCCAGUCGCCCAUGCACUAUCGUGAUAGCAGUACCUCGUCCUUCAACAGUCUCCAGCAGCUUCAGCUUCAGCUCCAGCAACACCAGCAGCAGCAGAGCCUUCCUCGUGUUCAGGUCUCUCCUCCGCCGGAGAUUCAGCGCAACUCUCUCCGCAGCGUCUCCCCGCCCAAGCGAUUCGACUCGCCUUCGGAUACGGUUCCUCUGCCGCCUCCCUCCGCCAAUGCCUUCCGUCGCGGUCAUAAGAAGGCCUCGUCGCUGGCUCCUGUCAACAGUAUUCUCGCCUCUGCUCUCGCCUCUGAUGGCCCCAAGUCCGCCGGCCCCAAGACUGCCUCUUUUCCCAUCACUCCCUUGACUGGUGGAUACGGUCCGGGCCAGGCUCGCGCUGGCGAGCAUCCUGUUCGACAGCCCCGCGGCCCUCCCUCUCUCGACGAGCUCAAGGCUAGACCCACUGCCAAACAUGAGGGCUCAAAGAACUUCGCUACUCGUACACGGCGCUCUGCUGUUCACAACCUGGUUCGCGCUGGAAUGUCGCGUCGCAAGGGCACUGGUAGCUCCUCUGGCAGUAUGAGCCCCGUUUCCGAGACGGCCGAGGAUUCUAAUUCUCCCAUCACUGACAAUGACUCGGACUCCGGCCGUAGCGGCUCUGGCAGUCUCGCCGGUGAGGAGGAGUGCACCAGCUCCAGGACCUCCGCUAGCGGUGGCUGGGGAGCUAUUGGCUCUGAUCGCCCGGGCUCUCGUCAGAUGACUCGCAAGGGCGACAGCUCCGACGCCACUGGCAGCUUUGCCAACGUCUUCAAGAAGGACCUCGAUGCUGUUGACCUGCAGCGCAAGGCUCCCAGAAUGGUGCUCACUAGCGUCGAGAAACGCAAGGCUACCCCUGUGGUCUAA
Molecule: messenger RNA, 1659 nt
Organism: Beauveria bassiana ARSEF 2860
Lineage: Eukaryota; Fungi; Ascomycota; Sordariomycetes; Hypocreales; Cordycipitaceae
Exons: 1
Coding region: 1-1659 (552 amino acids)
Source: RefSeq, a predicted model, not a curated record